Messenger RNA from Stegodyphus dumicola, 760 nucleotides. RefSeq names its product signal sequence receptor beta (gene SsRbeta). The record is from RefSeq and is a predicted model, not a curated record. Gene Ontology annotation, cellular component: endoplasmic reticulum; membrane. NCBI's taxonomy places the organism in Eukaryota, Metazoa, Arthropoda, Arachnida, Araneae, Eresidae.
GUUCGACACGUUUAAUACGGCGGCUUCUGGUUUUGAAGCGCUAUGUGGUGAUAUCUUUGCAUGUUUCGUGCUAGUCCUGUGCACUUUUUAAAUUAUUGGUAUAUUAAUAUAAUUAAAUCAUAUUAUUAGAUUUAUCUGCAUGAACUAAAGUAUCAAAGAUGGGAUUGUGUUUUAUUUUUACUUUCCUUUUUCUUCUGUUGGGAUCUGAAGCUCAAGAUGAAAGCCAAGCUCGUCUUUUAGUACAUAAAAGGUUCCUCAAUAAAUAUUUAGUGGAAGGGCGAGAUCUGGUGUCAAAUUAUAAUAUUUACAAUGUUGGCGAAAGUGCUGCACACAACAUUCACCUGAAAGAUAACAGUUUUCCUGAAGAACACUUUGAUGUGGUAAUUGGAUUCCUCAACAUGAAAUUGGAUAGACUUGGACCAGGUGCAAAUAUAUCUCAUACAGUUGUAUUGCGACCAAAGCAAACAGGGAUAUAUAAUUUCACUGCUGCUGAAGUAACUUAUUAUCCUUCUGAAGACAGCAAAGAAGUUCAGGUUUCUUAUUCUACCGAACCAGGAGAAGCAGUAGUUAUUCAAGCAAAGGACUUUGACAGAAAGUUUUCACCGCACAUGACUGACUGGGCUGCCUUUGCUGUGAUGACACUACCAUCUCUUGGAAUUCCCUUUUUAUUAUUUUACAGAAGCAAAUCUAAAUAUGAAAAUAUUGUAAAACAGAAAAAACAUUAGUACAUUUUGUAAAAUAAAUGUUUUUUUAUAUAUAA